Callorhinchus milii (elephant shark) is the source of this 6222-nucleotide messenger RNA. It is a transcript of the gene arhgef10, whose product is annotated as Rho guanine nucleotide exchange factor (GEF) 10. Gene Ontology annotation, cellular component: centrosome. The coding region runs from base 275 to 4531 and encodes 1418 amino acids. NCBI's taxonomy places the organism in Eukaryota, Metazoa, Chordata, Chondrichthyes, Chimaeriformes, Callorhinchidae. Gene Ontology annotation, biological process: positive regulation of stress fiber assembly; mitotic spindle assembly; actin cytoskeleton organization. The record is from RefSeq and is a predicted model, not a curated record. The transcript has 30 exons. Gene Ontology annotation, molecular function: protein binding; guanyl-nucleotide exchange factor activity.
AGAGAGAGAGAGAAGGGAACACAGAGAGAGAGAGAGAGAAGAGGAGAGUUUGCACUGUGUGAAGCAGUAGUUCAGUGACUGACACUAUCACCAUUUUCCCGCUGACGAUCCCGGGAUCAGCGUUGGGGGGAAACCCGGGAGUGGGAAGGACUGAGAUUCCCUCCGCAAACAGCCCAUCCCCUCCCCCUCAGCCCCGGAGGCUCGGGGAUAUGAAUUCUACCGGGAGACCCUGCAUGCAAUCCAGUAAGAACAUCUCAUAGGUGAGAUCCGAGCCAUGGAUCAGGAUGAGUUCCCGCCCCCACCUCCUGAAGUGCUGGAAAAUGAUUAUGCUGACGAUGAAGAAGAGGGUAAAUUGUUUGACUUUGACAGUGAUGAGGUCCCGGAGGCAGACAGGCAAGCCAGCUCCGAUUCCACAACUGGCUACAUCAAUGAGACCAAACCCACCUCUGUACCAAGCACUACACAGAAAAACACUGCUCUGGAAGCGCAGUCUCAGAACAAUGGAUAUUGUGACGUAUCGGAAACCGUCAACGGGACUUUGCACAGAAAUGAUUCCCAUCACAACACUGAUACGAUGGCACAAGAAGAAGGUGCAACCACCAGCCUGUCCCCUCAAACAGAGAAGUCGUCUGAUGCCGAACCACCAGCUAAAGCCAACCCAUACUCGGUCAUAAACAUCACGCCACUGCAGAGAGCCGAUCAAUCUCCAGGAGCAGAGCAGAGUAACCAGGACAACGGGCCAAGUAGCCCUGUAGUACCCACUGGAUACUGUGUGCCAGCUGCCUGCAGUUAUGCUGUACCAUCCAAUGUGCCAAUGCUGAUUCCGACUUAUUCUGCGCCUGUUCCUAUAAUAAGGAACAUUUCUGUUGAUGAGGAAGCAUCCUAUAGAGGCAAGAAUUGUCACGGUGAUCCUACCCAGCCAGACAGUCAGCAAGUUGGUGAAGAUAACAUUGGUUUGGAAGAAGGAGAUGCCUUUACGAGAUGGGCUUCAGACCCUGCCAAUACAGCUUGGCUGGAAGGUCAGGAUGAAGUCAUUUAUGAUGACGUACCAAGGGAAAAUUCAGAUGCGUCCAUAACAGACCCAGAGGAGCUGAUCUAUGAUGAUGUAGAACAUGGAGACGAGGCUGCAACAAGUUCCUUGGACUACGGCUGGAGCUCCAGUGAGUUUGAGAGCUACGAUGAGCAAAGUGACACAGAUUUGAAAAACGAGAAUGGAUUCCCUAACUCUUUCCUGCAAGGCAAAUCCCAUAAGAAUAAGAGACAACUUUCCCAGGACCUGGGUCGUUUAAAAGAACACUAUGAGAAGAAGAUGAAGGAACUGGCAAACGCAGUCGGCGGUGUGGAACUGCAGCAACUGAAACAAAAGCAGGAGUGGAAGAUGCAGCAGUUAAUGAAGGCUGCAAGGGAAGGCACUAAAGAUGGAUUAGAAAAGACGAAAGCCGCGGUUCUUAAGAGGGGACGUUCAUUUAUUAGACACAGAUAUCACGAGCAAAGGGCUGGCUACCUGGAAGAAGAGGAACAGAAUUUAUUUAUCGACGUGGAGUGCAAUCAAAUUGAACCAGUAAUGACACCGAUGCCUGAGGGGUUAACCCAGCAACAGGUUGUCAGAAGAUACAUUCUCGGGUCAAUUGUGGAAAGCGAGAAGAAUUACGUGGAUGCCUUAAAACGGAUAUUAGAGCAAUACAAGAAACCUCUGUCAGAGAUGGACCCGAAGCUGUUAAGUGAGAGGAAACUGAAGAUGGUGUUUUACCGAAUCAAAGAGAUUCUUCAGUGUCACUGCCUGUUCCAGAUGGCAUUGGCAAGUCGCAUGACUGACUGGGAUUCGGCAGAAAUGAUCGGGGACGUGUUUGUGGCCUCAUUUUCGAAGUCAAUGGUGCUUGAUGCAUACAGUGAAUAUGUGAACAAUUUCAGCACUGCCAUGGGAAUUGUGAAAAAAGUGUGUGCCACCAAGCCUGGCUUCCUGGAGUUUUUGAAACAUUGCCACGAGUCCAGCUCAGAUCGCAUUACGCUGUAUGGGUUAAUGAUGAAGCCAAUUCAACGCUUCCCACAGUUCAUUCUUUUACUUCAGGACAUGCUGAAGAAUACGCCAAAAGGUCACCAGGACAGACUACCUCUUCAGAUGGCACUCACCGAGCUUGAGACGUUAGCCGAGAAGCUAAACGAGCAGAAAAGAGACGCAGACCAACGCUGUGAAAUCAAGCAGAUUGCAAAAGCGAUGAACGAACGUUACCUUAACAAGCUCCUUCACUGCGGCAGUAGAUACCUGUUAAGGUCGGAUGACAUGAUAGAGACUGUUUACAAUGAGAAAGGGGAAAUGGUGAAAACCAAAGAGCGACGUCUGUUUAUGCUGAACGAUGUGUUGAUGUGUGCUACAGUUCACUCUCGAGUCCAACAUGACGGCAGUGUUGUGAUACCCUCGGGCCUGAGGUACCUGUUGAAGUGGAGCGUUCCUCUGAAGCAGGUUGAGGUGGUGGAGUUUGGGAACAGCGAGGACCUGGCGGAGAAGAGCAGAUACCCUCCUCCACAUUCAGGAGAAAAGGUCCUUAUUAGUACAAAACCGAACAAACUAUACAUGGGCCCGGGACAGUUGUACCAGGAUUUACAAAAUCUAAUGCAUGAUUUAAACGUGGUCGGACAGAUUACACAUCUUGUAGGAAACUUGAAAGGAAAUUACCAGAAUUUAAAUCCUGUAGUGAGUCAGGACUGGACAGCCGGACUUCAGAAACUUAUACUUAAAAAGGAAGAGGAAAUCAGAGCAGCAGAUCGCUGCAGAAUCCAACUGCAGCUACCUGGAAAGCUUGACAAUGAGGAAGUCCAAGGACAUGGAAUUGCAGAUCUGGGGCUCAAAAACUAUGAAGGUUUAAAUUCUUCAAAGUUGAUAUCUGGCAAGGCUACGUUCUUCACAGCAGUAUUCAAUACAUUUACUCCAACCAACAAACUCUCCUGGAUGAGUAGUUUACAAAUGGCCAAAUUGGCCCUUGAGGAAGAAAACCAGCUGGGUUGGUUUUGUGCAGAAGACGAUGGAAAACGAGUAAAGCGCCAGAAACAUCCCCUUCUUGUCAGGCACAUGCCUGUCAUGAUGUCAAAAAUCCAGGAGUUUAAGAUUGAGUGUGCGGUUCAUAACCCAGAGUGUAGCAUUACAUCUGAUAACACCCCCAACUCUUUCUCCAUGGGGCACGGAUAUCUGUGGAUUGGGAGUUGCACAAAUCAAAUGGGGCAAAUCACGAUAGUCACACUUCACAACUCCAAUCCAAAGGUUAUUGAAUGUUUUAAUGUGGAGUCUCGUAUCCUUUCCAUGGUGUAUGUCCCAGAUGAAGACAAGCUAGAAGACUCAGAUGUCUUCCACGAUUUAGAAACUAUGAGCACAAAGACUGCUGAAACCCCAACCAUCUGCCUUGGCAUGGAGGAAGGGAGCAUUUUGGUGUACAAGAGUAAUCAAGCCGCCAAGAAAGUCCGACUGCAGCACUUCUUUUCUCCGGAUAAAUCUACUGUUAUGAGCCUCACGUACAAGUCGCGAUGCCUGUACGCUGGACUCGUCAAUGGGAAUAUCUCCAUUUACACAAAAGCAGAUGAUGGAACAUGGAAGUCGGAGUCACCCAAAGUCCUGAAGCUCAGUGACCUGCCAGUGAAGAUCAUGCUUGGAAUGGAAGAAUCCCUCUGGGCAGCUUCUGGAGGGCAGGUUUUCAUCAUCAACACGAGGACUCACACUGUGGAGCAACAGUUUGAAGCUCACCAAGAGGAAGGGAUGGUGAUCUCACACAUGGCUGUGGCUGGAGUUGGCGUCUGGAUCGCCUUCAGUUCCGGAUCUGCUCUGCGCUUGUUUCACACGGAAACACUUGAGCAUCUCCAGGAUGUCAACAUUGCCACUCCAAUUCACAACAUGACAUCAGGACAGCAGCGAGUUUCUGUGACCUGUCUCCUCGUGUGCCAUGGUUUAUUGCUGGUCGGAACUAACCUGGGUAUUAUUGUGGCUCUGCCAGUUCCUAGACUGCAAGGGAUCCCAAAGGUUACAGGAAGGGGGAUGGUAUCGUACCAUGCACACUGCGGGCCGGUCAAAUGCCUCACAAUGGCUGCGGCCAGCUCCACCUUGGCCAACACGAGCGGUUCAGCGACCAGCCUGUCAUCUCCAAUAGAAAGGAGAGAUGGAGAGAGGAGCCAGCCAGAAUGGUCAGGGCCAGCAUCCACAUCCAGCAAAGAGAGAGGGGUUUGGCUUGGGGACUCGUCAGUGACUGUUGUCCAAAACAGCAACCAGCCUUCAUCCUCAGGAUCCCAGACAUCCUCCCAUCAUUCUGGUUCACUGGAACAUGGCCCUGAGGAUAGCACAAUAUAUGAACUCUUGAACGAGCCCAGUCUCUCAAAUAAAGUCAAACACAGUGACAGUGAAAGGACAAAGAAGACGAAGAUGAGUUCAGUUUUGGUCAUCUCGGGAGCGCAGGGGCACAAACGGAUGAACAAGAAGUCCAAACCUCAACGUCAAGAUGAGAGUGUUUCCACCGUCAUGGUUUGGCAGAUUCCAUUGUUAAAUGUAUGAGAAGUCAAAGUCUUCAUCGGAUCCGUUGCUUUCUCGAUCCACUACCUUUUUGAUGCACCUAAUGAGGUGUGCGAGAAAUCUCUAAAUAACCUUUCAUGUUUUGACCAAAGUGUGUUGUAGUUUUGUUACGCCAGCCCAGCAAUACUGUUAAAUAAUGGUAAGAUUUAACAAUUUGUAAACUCUAAACACAUGAUAAAAAGUAGGUCGAAUUCCUGUUUAAAACCCAGUAAUCUGUCCCCUUCUUUCUGGGACGUGAUCUUCGAGCCUUGCCCCCUUCCCUCCCCGCCUUCAAAAAUGCCUUAAGAACAAUAUUUUUUGACCUUGCUUUUUGUUACUUUGUUCCCCUCCCCAGCUUGGGUUCUCAAUCAGCUGUGAGAGGCGCUUUGUGAUGUACACCUGACAUGAGAGGCGUGAUAUAAAUGUACAUUGUUUUUUGUAAAUGUCAGUGAUCUCAUCACCAGCAAGAUCUUAAAGAGCACAAGUCUCCCAAUUAUUGCUUUGUUCUGGAGAAUAUCAGUUUGCAGACAGCAUUCCACAUUCUUCCUUUAGUGCCUGAUGGAAAAGCUGGAUGGAUUUACCAGUAAAACUAAGCCAACAAUGAAACACAUUCAAAACACUUGGAUGGGAAAUGGUUUAGAUCAGCUUUUUAACAGUAAAGCUGAUGGUUCUGUUGGUCCUUUUUUUCAGGGACCAUUGUUUGAUAAUAAUAAUGUUAUUAAUAAUAAUUGUUUGAUACUAGGGUAUUUUCUCACUGAGCAAAAAGUCAAUAGAAGGGGUAAUAGAACUAGUCUUUUAAUAAAGAGUAGCAAGGUUACAGACAGAUUUAUUUGCCUGCCAGACAGAUUGAUGAUUCUAGCAUGGUAGAGGAUGAUACUGGUGUAAACUACUGAAAUCUAUAUUUAAAAAAAAUGGGUGGCAAUUCUUAAAUUUUGAAAAUCAUCCUUUACAAGUAAAGCAGCUAGUUUUUGAAAGGUCUGUUUGUGUUUUGGAUGGGAGAAAAAAAAGUAAAAGAGAAGUAUGUAUGCCGGUUGUGUACACUAGUCAAAGCAUAUUUAAUACUGCUUCGGAGAGUAUACAGUACAGCAGUGUUAUUUCGGAGGUAAGUUGAAGCACAUACUCUGGUACAUGGUACUGAAGUUAAUGUACUAGUAUGGAUCAUUGAUCAUUCCCAGAACUGGUGAAAGCUAUUGUUUAACAGUAAUUGUGUCUCCAGUCACGUACGUUUGCAUACAAGCUAUACAAAAAUAAUCAUGUAUGUUUUAUUUCUGUUUGCAAUGCGUAUGGGGCCUUAUUGGUUAAAAAAUAAAUUUUCAGAUUGGGGUCUAAUUUGUGAUCAUUGCAAAACUGGAUUUGUUACAUCAAUUACAACUUCUGGUUCGUGAUUAUUAGUUUGCAAAACUCAUAGAGAAGAUCACUAAUCCCAAUUCAACAUACUCUGAUGAGAAACAGCUGGUUAGCUUGCUCGGUUAGUUUGUUGUCUUGAGUUCUGCAUUUUCCUGGUGACUAAUUUCAUGACACAUAAAAUACAGCUUGUUCAACAAAUGGUUUACAAAUAUUGCAUUGUUAGACCUCAGUGUGCAUGUAAGCUCACAAUUAUUUUAUGUAUCACCAAGCAGUUCUUAUAAUAAUUUGUUUAUUAUCGGUUGUAAACAGUACACUUUAAAUGAAAUAAAAGUGGAAUACUUUGGAUA